CUACACGUCUUCCUGUUUUGUGAUCAUGUGAAUCAUUUUGAUAUAACAAUGAAGUAGACUGAUAGAGAUUUGUAUACCAACCUCAAGUCAAAGAGGACAUUUGGUCAUUUGAAAGUGAAGAGAUUAGGGCGAGUACAUCUGGACUUGUUUGGUCCUAUAUACUGUAGCAAAGCAGCGAUGAGUGGAUUUUUAGUGCAGCAGAAAGACCUGUUGCUCAGCAGUGGAGUCUGUCUGGUCUUUCUGAGGAAGUUCUGUGGUUGAGGUGGCUGCUGCUGAGUGGAGCGGUGCUACAGACAAGCUCUUCCCCAUCAGUGUCAUUGGACUUCACUGAACACAACAUCUCAAUACAGCUUAGAGCUGAAACUUGAGCAUAUAGAUAGAUUUUUACUGUAAUGUUACAUGAUUUGAGCUUCCUGUUUAAUUUCAUUAGUUUACUAGUGGGAGAUUCAGGAGUAAGGUCAACAUUUUGGCAUAUCAUAUUUUGAUAUUUUAUUUAAAUUAAUUUACAAUUUGAGCCAGAAUGUAUUUGUUCUGCCUAUUUGCUUUGUGAAAUGUUGACAUUUGUAUGCCUUUUAAAAAACGUGUUAUCUGGUGACUUGACUGAAGACAUCAUCUUCAAGACGGCUAGCUGCAGAGAUUUGUCAUUCCUCUUUUAUAAGGGCCGUCUACUUCCCUUCCAUUAGAUUGAGUCUACAAAACUCUGUGCCCCUGCUGCUUCUCGCUUCCCCACCAUGCCUCGCUCUUUCCUGGUGAGGAGGGGGGGCUCACACCCUCUGCGCCCCAAAGCAGGUAGCCCCUGCUUGGGUACGACUCUGGUGCCAGUGGGUCCCUCAGAAACAGACAAGAUGCAGUGGGGUACCCUUCAGGGACGGCCGUCACCAAAGAGUGCAGUGUCUCUAGUGACACACAGUGAGGCCUACCCACCACAGCCCUCUCCACCUCCAGCCCUCCACCCUCCCUCACCUAGUCCCCCUUACCUUCACCCCACCAGUCCCAUGUCUUCAGAUGGUAGAGCUGCGCUGCACCACCACUCUCCCUCCCAGUUGAACCGUGGCAGCCCUGCUGAGGAGGUGGGCUCUCCCCUCCUGGGAGAGACCCGAUACAGAGACUGUCCCCAGAUCAGUGACCACAGGACCACUGGGACUGAAUGUCCACUGUGUGGAAAGAGUUUCUUUUCUUUCUCCAGUCUGGAGUCCCACGUCCACAAGUCCCAUGGUGGCAGACACAAGCAGUCAUCAUCAACACACAUCAAGACUAACAGUCAGCCGUACGGCUAUAGGCCAGACCUGGGUUUGAGGAAAAGGGUCAAGGAGCGUACGUUUGGCUGUAAGGUGUGUGGGAAAGUGUUCAAGCGCUCCUCUACCCUGUCCACUCACCUGCUAAUCCACUCUGACACGCGCCCCUACCCCUGUCAAUACUGUGGCAAAAGAUUUCACCAGAAAUCUGAUAUGAAAAAACACACCUUCAUUCACACAGGUGAGAAGCCCCAUGUGUGCCAGGUGUGUGGCAAAGCCUUCAGCCAGAGCUCCAACCUCAUCACCCACAGCCGUCAGCACAGUGGCAACCAGCCCUACCACUGCCUCUAUGGCUUCCAGCGCAAACAGGACCUGAGACAAAACCAGGAGAACCACCAGACAUAGACCUUUAGGUCAAGACCCUGGCUAAGAGCUGAUCUGAGCUCAAUUUUCACAAUCGGGAGAACCACUGUACAUAGAUAGCAACUCAAACACCCUCACAUGGUCAUAGCUGACCCCAGAUCAUUUUUUCAUUAUAAGGGCACAACUGGACAAGCUAAACAGAAGCUGGGGAUGGAUGGAAGAACGGAUGGAUGCUCCACAAAAAAAUCGAACAAACAUUUACCUUGACUGUAGUUGAAUCCCAACUGUAUAUUUUGCCUACAUAUAUAUUUCUGUUUUUACAGUGUCAUCAUAGGGUCAUAUCUGAAAAUAUGUUGAAAACACCUUUGAAACAUUCCAAUCCCAUUUAUAUUCCAAAGUAUCGCUUUCUUAAGUGUGUGCAUUAAAAAUCUUUGUUAUCCACUUUCAGAUUUGGAUAACAACAAGAUAUUAUUGUUAUGAAUGAAUGAUCAUUGUUUUUUUUAGUGAUCAAACUCCCUAGAUUUUUAAUGAUUUACCUCUCGGGGUGGUUUUAAAGGUAUGUCACUUUGAGAUAAAAGUAGUUAAACCGUGUGCAACGCCCGCGUAGGUUCUCUGGAAUUCUCUGGAAAUGAAUCAUUAUUUUCAUUCUCUUUAAUUCUCUGGAACGGAAACAUUUACCUGGAUUGAAAUACCUGUGAUAGGCUGAGAAAGCCCCCCUCUCUCUCUGUCAGCGCUACCCUAUAAAAGCACAGCCAAAAGCACUGCACUAAAACACCUGAUCCCUUCGACCUUCAAGCCCUCCACUGCACCACCAAGGAAGAACACCCAGACACAGCAACAAUGGGUUAGGGAAAGAGUACUCCAGCUUCAGCCAUGACGACAGCCAUGACGACAGCCAUGACGACAGCAUUGACAUAUCAGGCGUAAACGUAUCAGACCAAAGCAUAUAAGGUGGUAAGGCCGAUAUUUCAACUGGCAAAUCACCAAUCAGGCCGGAGUGUACGUUUGGCUGUGUAAGGUGUGUGGGAAAGUGUUCAAGUGCUCCUUCACCCUAUCCACUCACCUGCCACCCACUCUGACAUGCGGCCCUACCCCUGUCAAUGCUGUGGCAAAAGAUUGCCAGAAAUCUGAUAUGAAAAAACACACCUUCAUUCAAACAGGUGAGAAGCCCCAUGUGUGCCUGGUGUGUGGCAAAGCCUUCAACCAGAGCUCCAACCACAUCACGCACAGUGGCAACCAGCCCUACCACUGCCGCUGCUGCCUCUACGGCUUCCAACGCAAACUGGACCUGAGACAGCGCAUAUACCUUCAGGCUAAGACCCUGAUACCAGCUGAUCUGAGAUCAGUUUUAAUAAGCAAGAGAACCACUCCACAUAGAUAGCAACUCAGAGACUCUCACAUGGUCACAGCUGACCCCAGCAAAUGUUUUAAUUUUUAGUCUGAUCAUUUUUUUCUUAUUUUAGGUGAUCAAACUCUCUUGAUUGUCUGUGAUUUACUUGUCAGGCGUAGUUCAAGGAAUGGUACUUUGAGAUAAAAUGUAGUGUUUGACAUCUAAAUAUACAGCUCUUGUGACACCCACGUCGGUUCUCAAAUGAAAUCCUUCUCUUCAGUUCUCUGGCACAUAAACUUUUACCUGGAUUGGGCUGAGAACCCCCCACCGACCCUCCCUCCUUCCCUCUGUAAGCUCUACCCUAUAAAAACAGAGCCAUCUCUCCGCUCUGCAGUAGAACAACUGAUCACUACAACCUUCAAGCCCUCCACUGCACUGAGGAAGAACACCCAGACACAGCAGCAAUGGGAGCUAGUGGUUCAAUCAACGUCAACAGCGAUGCGCAAGGUUGUAAUAUAGCCAACGCAACAGGUGGCAAAGUGCGUCUCUACUACAAGUCAGAGAAGAUGGCUCUCAGUGACCUCAUCGAGGGGAGUCAUCUCAAGAAGGGCGACUCCAUGCUCAUCCUGGAAGGCACCGUUAAGAAGAGCGUUCUCCCGCAUAACCUCUAUGUCACUGGCUUCCAAGUAGAAAGUGACAAUUUACAUAGUUGCCCUAAGGAAUCCCCACUGAAUGGGCUGAACAACUUCCUGGCAGAGUAUGCUGAGGGUCAACACAAGUCCUACAUCCUCACUGCUGACAAAGAGGUCAAGUUCGCUAAGACCGGAGAGAUGUGGGUGGAUGAGGACGGGGUGGAUCACAACCCCAAAAAGUAACGCCACCAGGGAACCUGUAUCUUAACACCCUUUAUUAAUCACAGAUUAAACUUCAAGAGAUUCAAUCACAGAUGCAUGAAAUGGGGUGUUCUUACUGCUAAUGCUUUUUGUAUGGUAGAAAUCAGCAACUCUACUUUUUGACAAAUAAAUGUGUUACCAAACUGA
This is a messenger RNA of Salmo salar (Atlantic salmon), 3968 nucleotides long. RefSeq lists its product as uncharacterized. Lineage: Eukaryota; Metazoa; Chordata; Actinopteri; Salmoniformes; Salmonidae. The record is from RefSeq and is a predicted model, not a curated record. Gene Ontology annotation, molecular function: RNA polymerase II cis-regulatory region sequence-specific DNA binding; DNA-binding transcription factor activity, RNA polymerase II-specific. Gene Ontology annotation, biological process: regulation of DNA-templated transcription.